Molecule: messenger RNA, 444 nt
Organism: Acanthamoeba castellanii str. Neff
Lineage: Eukaryota; Discosea; Longamoebia; Acanthamoebidae
Exons: 4
Coding region: 1-444 (147 amino acids)
Source: RefSeq, a predicted model, not a curated record
AUGAUUCUUCGUGAAAAGGUGUCAUUCAGCCCGAGGCCGUCGAUUACAUCCGCAACCUGUUGCGUCACGAGCGAUACACGGGCUACACGUCCUUCGGCUUUGGUCUCCCGCCCGCCACGGUCAUCCGGUCCAAGAUUGGUGACGCGUACGACACGGUGGAGGAGAUCGCGCACAUCUGGCUACCCAACGGGCGCGAGUUCAUCCUCACCGCCUUUUCCAACGGAUACGAGCCCAACCAGCCCAACCCGUACGACGUCAGCGUGCUUGGUCUGUUCGCCGAGACCUUCCUUGAGAAUGUGCCGGAGCUCAAUGCCGGCCUGCCUCCCCGCAUUCGCCUCGACGCCACGGACAAGUCGUUCUUCACCGUGGGCAAGUGGCAACGCGCCAUCGCCCCCGGCACCUACGGCUCCUUCUACGCCUUUGCCAAUGAGGGUGCGAACGUGA